AUGUAUGUUUCACAACAGCCGAUCCUACAUGUCGAAGCCCGGGUUAAAAACAACAGUGAUGGAAUCAUCGUCCGAACUGAUCUGGUAAGAGACGAAGUUACACAAUGGCUUAUUGACAAUUUCGUCGUCUUAUCUCUUGGACAGACGAUUUCUUCAUUCGGAGGCUUAAGCGAGCCACAUGCCCAAGUCCUGGACUCUAUACUUGUUGCCGAGUGUAGUGGAGGUAAUCUGGAUUCCGGAGCAUAUCGACUCCAGCAGGUUCAGUUGGAUGUACAAGCGUAUCAACUCCGCACGCAAUCCGACCAACAAAGCCCCCCAAACACUCAGAUAUUCGACGAAUCAGGAAAUGGGGAUGAUGUACCCAGAGCAAGGACUCUGGCACUACCGAACAAAGAUCUGGAUGGACUAUGGGAGUCAUUGGAGUUCGAUCAGCCAAUACAGUCGACGAUACUUUCUGCUAUAAGCCGAAUGGUCUCGUUUUCUGCUCGAAGGCUCGAUAAAUGGACCAUCAAUUGGAACAGGUUAAUCCUCAUUUGGGGACCACCAGGAACCGGAAAAACAAGCUUCUGUCGCGGUCUUGCCCAGAAGCUUUCCAUACGCCUUGGGAAGCAUUAUCCCCAGAGCAAGUUGAUCGAGAUUAACGCACAUUCUCUAGGAAGCAAGUUUUUUGGUGAGAGCGGCAAGCUGGUGAACAGAGUGUUAGAGAGCAUAGAGCUUCUUCUCGAGGCGGAAGAGGACACAUUCGUCUGCAUGUUCAUGGACGAGAUAGAAACCUUAGCUGCUCGGAGAGACAGAGCUUUGAGCAGCAAUGAGCCCUUCGAUGCAAUUCGGGCGGUGGACGCUCUACUAACAGGCCUAGACAAGCUGAAAGAGCACCCAAACGUUAUUGUUGUCUGUACCAGCAAUUUGGUCACAGCGCUGGAUCAAGCUUUCCUCGAUCGCGUGGAUAUUAAGCAAUACAUACCUCAAUUGUCCAGCAGACCGAUCUACAAGAUUUAUAAGGAGUGCCUAGAGGAAUUGGGUCGACAUGGCAUCAUCGAGGGUACCUCAUUUGACGUGGUCCAAGUUGCUCCGACCGAUCCCCAGACGGCUUUACAGUAUGUGGAGCAGCCCGCAGAACAGCUCAUCUUACCGACAUUCGACGAUAUGUUGCUGCAUUAUAAGAUGUUCCCGGAUGCCAUACCCAAACUGCUUGCCGAUGCCGUUUUGGAGAGUAUCGGGCUUAGCGGCCGCACCGUGCGACGACUACCCGCUCUCUCUCUGGUCUUGUAUAGCAACCGUGCCCGAUGUGAUAUCCGGACGGCUAUUCAGGCGCUGCGGAUGGGCAUAGCGUCGGAAUGUCAGGCUAUGGCGGAGGCGACGAUGGCCGAUGAGCACUCGGGAACAGCAGCGCCCAAUGGCCAAUGAGAGCGGGAGGAUUGAUUACUGGGACUCGGUUCUGGGUGGAGGAACGGGGUUGAGAGAUGGGGAGGGAACAGUGAUGGUCCGUGAGGAUAAACCAAGAGGCAUUGAGACCUUGAAGCUUCCUGCAAGCUAGUCUGUAAGGUUGUUGUUCCAUUGUAGUCGCAUGUUGUGAGCAUCAUCAUCAGGUGGCCCUCGAAAAUUGUUGUUCCGAAAAGUCGCGGUUUUCACCGAAGGCAGUUAGGACCGGGGCGGCAGCCAAUCAGAACGAGGGUUUAGGCAAUUCCAAACCCAAGAGAAACUUGACCCGUUCG
Messenger RNA from Aspergillus ibericus CBS 121593, 1715 nucleotides. Its product is annotated as putative pachytene checkpoint component Pch2. Gene Ontology annotation, cellular component: chromosome; nucleus. The coding region runs from base 1 to 1407 and encodes 468 amino acids. The record is from RefSeq and is a predicted model, not a curated record. Lineage: Eukaryota; Fungi; Ascomycota; Eurotiomycetes; Eurotiales; Aspergillaceae. Gene Ontology annotation, molecular function: ATP binding; ATP hydrolysis activity. The transcript has 9 exons. Gene Ontology annotation, biological process: meiotic recombination checkpoint signaling; reciprocal meiotic recombination.